CAGAGCGUUUAAUGAUUAACCUCGAAAAUUGUCGUCUAAUAACUACAGUUUCGUGGUCCCUGUAGCACAGUCACUGCGCCUUGUAAUAAUUUUUUUGCUUAAUGAGGUUGAGAGAAUCGGCAAGUUAUUUAUGGGAAGAGUUUGAUAUUUUCCGCACUUGCUAUGCAUUUGAAUUUUGAACUGUGCUGAAAAUGACAGCUCUAGUAUUCGGAAGAACUUGUAGCUACGAGUACGGACCGGGAUCAUUUAUAAAAAGAGGAUGUAAUGGAAUUGUAUACAAAGCGGCGAUUACGGAGCAUGGUAAUUUUGCUGGAAGCAGGGAGGUAGCGGUGAAGGUUUUGUUUAAUCCAGAUUGGGAGCAUCCGGACUACCGUGAACAAACAAACGCGUCAAAAAUGAAAAAAAUAUUAGAACUGGAGCAUCCCCAUCUAGUGAAGUAUCACAAGAUAACGGUGUUUCGGGAGAGGCGUGACUGGAGCAUCGAACUGCUCAUGGAUUACUUUCCGGACGGUAACUUGGACGAAUUACUUCGUCGAAUCAAAAGGAAACGCCGCCCACUUCACCCGGUAAAAGCCAUUUCGUAUGCAGUGGACAUUGCGGAAGGUCUGAAAUAUUUGCACGAGCGGGAAAUUAUGCUCUGUAAUUUACAGCCUAAAAAUAUCCUAGUCGACAGUGGUGAACGACUUCUGAUUUGCAACUACGAAGACUGUGUUCGAGGCGACGUUAUGCCUGCCCGCGACUUGACUCAUCUAAUGGAAUCCCUUCGCUACAUGUCACCAGAAAUGAUUGCACGUAAAAUGAUCUCUCGGAAGGGACCAGUUGGAAAAAAAACGGACAUUUGGAGUUUGGGCUGCAUUCUUCUUCAGCUUGCCAAGUUAACUGUGUCAACGAAAACCCAUUGGUCAAUUGAAAAAGGCGGACAUGUAAUGGAAAUCUUUAAACCGAAAGUAAUUGCACUGAUUCGUAGCAUGGUAGAUGGUUAUGUCCCCAUUGUCGAUGAGAGUAUCGCACCGGAAGUGGCUGCAUGGGUUAGACAGUGUUUACGCAUCGACAGCAAUGAGAGAAUCAGUGCAAGUCAGCUUCUGGAUUUGAUAAGACACAGCCAGGACAGUUCGUUAAGUGUAACCACCGGAUUUCCGGAAACCAUGACAAACGCAAAGCUUAGCGAACGUGAACCUGAGUUAGUCAUUAACGAGGAGUCCUUUGGCAGUAAUUGUGAAUGCAGCUAUUCAAUGCGUGACUGCAUCGGAUACGGAGCAAUCGGUCAAGUAUACAAAGCAACAAUUACAGUACCAGGAAACUUUUCCGGGAAAAAUACGGUGGCUGUCAAAGUCGUUCACCUGGAUAAUAAAAACCGUUAUCUGCAAUCGAAUCGAAACUGGCCGAAACUUCGCAAUCGACUGGUGACGAUAGUCAAUAUUCGCAACAAAAGCUUACUUGACUACCAUAAAUUCAGCGUUCUCAAAACGACAUCGGGAAUACCUUACAUCGAACUGAUGAUGGAUUACUGCGAAGGUGAUCUUGAGAAGUUGCUCAAUCGACUGAGAACCGGCAUUGUGCCUCCGGAAGAGUCCCUUCAGUUCACCACGGCUAUUCGUUACGCACUGGAUAUCACAAACGGCAUAAAUUUUCUGCACCAAAAUAAAAUCAUUCAUGGCGAUCUGAAACCAAAAAACAUUCUUGUCAAGGAAACAUCAAGCCGUCACAAGCGGCUCCUGAUUGGCGAUUUGGACGAGCAUUGGCAGAUGACUGGAACGGUAACCCGCUUAAACGACGUUCCGCAUUUUCAUGGAACAAUCCGUUAUUUACCUCCAGAAAUGUUCAAAAGAUUCAGAACAACAUCACAAGAAAUCGUUGAAGAAAGAAACAUAAACACAGAACGCAAAAUGGAUAUCUGGAGUCUGGGUUGCAUAAUGCUGGAUUUGGCAGACUGCAUCGCGAAAAACGACGAGAAAUGGUUGGAGAAAAAGGAGUGUGAGCAAUCGGAAAAAAUUAUGGCCGGGAAGAGCAUUGCGGACCAUGUUUUCGAAGAGAAGCUGGUGAACGGAUUCGUCCCGUUCGUGCCGGAUUCCAUUCCAAACUAUUACUCCAGCUGCAUUCGCCAGUGUUUACGUUCAGCAAGCGAAGAACGACCUUCGGCGGAACAGCUCCUGACGCUGUUGGAGGAAGCUGAUAAAAAGGUGCCAAAGGAACUCUUUGUCUUCUUCCACGGCCAUCAGGAAAACCAGUUUUCAUCAGUGCUUAUGCAAUCGUUUGAGCCGCUAACCGGCACACUGCGGCCGUUGAUGUUUGGCAACAGCUUGAAGAACAUGCAAUUUCGCCAUGGUAUAUUUACAUUGGGCAAUGAUAUUGUCUGCCGAGCACAAGAUAAAACGAACAGUGAUAAGCAUACAAUCGAACUGGACAUCGCCCAAAAGAGCUGGCGUACAACGACAGCUGACACUGCAGGAUUGGGGAUACCUGCAAAAUUUGCUGUUAACGUUGACGAUCAUAUCUACUUUUGGGAUGAAGAGGAUGUUCAAGCACCGUUCAAAAAGCUGGACGGCAGAAAUUUCUCGGUAUCUCCGCUUCCCAUGCCUCAUUGGAUCAGAAGAGUUGACCGGAUAGUUCGCAGCAAGAACAAAAUCUUUGUAAUUGGGGCAUCAUCCAGCGAGAGUGUUCGAUUGGUGGAACGAUUCGAUACGACAACAAAGCAGUGGGGACCACCCGGAUCAGUUGCAUCGCUGCCAGAUGACCGUGUCGGCUUCGCCGCCGUUGUUUUCAAUAAAGAGCUUUAUUUGCUAGGCGGUCAAACCACCUCCGAGACUGCACCCCAACUGCUAAAAUCAUGCGUCCGAUUGGACCGCAAAACCAGCCAAUGGGUGCAGGUCAGUGACCUUUUGCACGCCAGAACCAACCACUGCGCGUUCGUUUAUCAAGAACAAGUGUACGUUUUCGGCGGACGCAUUGAUGGCACGGACGGGCUAGCGCAAACAAUGCAGGUGUGCGAUGCGAAGACGUGGCAGUGGUCCACCUUUCCGCUGCCCGACUUGGAUGAUGUUGAUAUGGAUCCAAGCCUUAAUGUUUCUUAUGUCGUCAGAGUGGAUAUCAACGGCAGUCAGUGCCACUAACUCGGCGCUGGCAAAUCUAGAAACUAUUUCUUUAUAAAAUCGGUUCUUGGGCUUCUGCUUUAAGUGACUUCCUGUAUUACUGGAGUUUCCUUGAACAGCUAUCAUGUUCCUGGAAAAAGACGCAUCGCUCUUAACCGAAUAGGAGAAACUGUUUCACAAUUAGUUUUAUACAGAUAUGUGACUGCAUUUUGAUUGAAGUACUCCCUACUUGACACGAGCGUCUAAAUUUCGUUGCGUUUGUGGU
Messenger RNA from Paramacrobiotus metropolitanus, 3354 nucleotides. Its product is annotated as dual specificity protein kinase zak2-like. The transcript has 4 exons. Gene Ontology annotation, biological process: protein phosphorylation. Lineage: Eukaryota; Metazoa; Tardigrada; Eutardigrada; Parachela; Macrobiotidae. Bases 192 to 3110 code for a protein of 972 amino acids. Gene Ontology annotation, cellular component: cytoplasm. The record is from RefSeq and is a predicted model, not a curated record. Gene Ontology annotation, molecular function: ATP binding; protein serine/threonine kinase activity; protein binding.